AUGAUCCAGAGUACUUUGAAAAAUUGUCAAAAAACUAACCAUACAUUUGACCUAAUGCAAUAUAUAAACAAAACGUCACUAAAUUCCAGUGUUAUUCCAGAUUCCCUAAUGAAUUCAUGGAUCCUUUCGAACCCCAUAAUAAAAUGGGCCAUAUCAUUAUUUUUAAUUAUAGCCACUGGAACUAUAUUCCUCGGAAAUUUGUUAAUAAUUAUUGCUUUUAUAACAAAUAGUCGCUUACGGCGUAUAACGGAUCAAUACAUUGUUUCCCUUGCUGUGGCUGAUCUACUUGUAUCGGUCUUAGUGCUGCCUCUGGCUAUCGUUCGUCAGAAUUUAGGUUAUUGGCCAUUCGAAUCUGAUCGAUUAUGUCAGUUUUGGUUGUCCGCUAAUAUUGUAUUAUGUAUGGCAUCUAUACUAAAUUUAUGUUGUAUAUCUCUGGAUAGAUAUAUUGCAAUCAGCCGUCCAAUGAAAUAUUUCACAAAGCGUACUCGUUUUACAGCCUCUACAAUGAUAGCUGUUGCUUGGAUAUUGCCACUUAUAACUAUGCUUCUCCCCUUUGUUGGUGGGAAUCAGCAUACUUUGGGACUGGGAUCAUGUCAUAUCACAUAUAAUAAAGCAUAUAGAAUUUAUUCUUCAAUUGUUGGAUUUUUCGGACCAUUUCUGCUAAUUGCUUAUAUAUAUUUACGAGUGUUUUGGAUAAUAAAGCAUCGUUUAAAGGUCUUACAAAUUACAAACAUUAAACAGUCCUCACCGAAAGAACCUAAACCACAUAUUAAAACGAUACGUAAGCCAGCUCCGAUAAUAAUAAAUUUGAAACAAGUUUGGGAAAAUAUUAAAGGAAAGACUAGCAAAGUAAAUAUUUUACGAUAUCAGUCAUCUAAAUCAAAGAAUACUUGCCCAUAUAGUGGCCAUUUUUUCCAUUCUGAUGAAAACGGAUGUAAUCAAAUUUAUGCGAGUUGUUUACUCAACCACAAACAUCCCGUUGAUUCCUUUAAAAGUGAUGACAUUCUUAAUGAAGAAAUUGAUAGGAAUUAUAGACAAAAAAUAUUAGAUAUUAAGACAAACAAAACAGGUAGAGAAUUUUCUUUGACAACUCAAGAUCAUGUUGAAUUAGAUUUCCCUGAACCAACAGAUCAAACGCUAAAAGUAAUACAAAUAUUUCAUAUUUCAACAUCAGAGAAAGAAUUACAAAAGGUGAAUUUGAAGCCAACACCAAAUGUAACAUUGAAAAGUGAAACAAAACAACAUCAACAUGAUUACUUGCAUAGUAGCAAUGAAGAACAAAAGAAUAAACUAGAAGAUAAACAAUUAAUUAAUUCUUCAAAAUUACUCUCAUUAACAUCAUUUAGAAUAGAUCAUAUAAAGAAGAUUCGACAACUGAAAUCUUUACCAAAUUUUAAAACAGAAUACAAUAAAACAGAACAAUCACAAAAGAAUCUAAUUUAUUGUCGACAUGAUCAUUUAAUAUUUCAUAGGGAACAAAAAACUGCACUAAUUUUAGCUGCAGUUGUUGGAUGUUUUACAAUAUGUUGGUUUCCAUUUUUUAUAUGUAUUAUUGGUGAAGCUAUAUGUGAUUGUCAAUAUUCAAAUACUAUAAUUGCAUUUGUUUCAUGGUUAGGUUAUUUUAAUAGUAUUUGUAAUCCAUUUAUAUAUGCAUAUUUUAAAAAAGAAUAUGCCAAAGCAUUUAAAUGUAUUGUUCAAGUCAAAUUCAAAUGGAAUAUUAAAAGAAAUAACCAUAAAUAA
Molecule: messenger RNA, 1740 nt
Organism: Schistosoma rodhaini
Lineage: Eukaryota; Metazoa; Platyhelminthes; Trematoda; Strigeidida; Schistosomatidae
Source: the annotation of a GenBank genome assembly